Schistosoma turkestanicum is the source of this 1803-nucleotide messenger RNA. The record is from the annotation of a GenBank genome assembly. Lineage: Eukaryota; Metazoa; Platyhelminthes; Trematoda; Strigeidida; Schistosomatidae.
AUGUCUCGAAUUUGUCAACCUGUUUAUUCAUAUAAUGCACAUACAAUAAGAUAUAUGUAUAAAUUUAAAGUAUUCAUAGAAUUAUUAUGCCUCAGUAUUGUAUGGAAUUCAGUGAUAGCUGGACCGCUUAUAUUCCAAAGUGAAGUUCUGGAAGAGAAAAUCAGUGCAAUUUUUAAUACAACUCCAAUAAAUCUCAGUAAUGAUACUGUCAAUAUCAGUAACAAUAGUAAAACAGUAGUGAUGACAACAGUGAACAUUACCGAAGGGACUGAUGACAUUGUGGAAAUACAGACUGAAACUUGUAAUGAUCCAUUUGAAGAAUUUGUAUCCCCUGUCCGUGGUACACCACGUUGUUGUCGUAAAUGUGAACCCGGUACUGGUAUGUUACGUUUAUGUUCGAAUACAGAAGAUACACAAUGUCGACCAUGUAAACCAGGAUUUGAAUUUUCUCCUAUUAGAAGUGCAACAAAAAAGUGUUUACAAUGUCGACGUUGUGAAGAGCUUCAUUCGUUGGCAAAAACACGUACUGAGUGCACCCCUGUAACGGAUACGGUAUGCCAAUGUGAAAAACCCUACUAUAUGUCAGAAAGAGAACAAACUUGCAAACCAUGUACCGUUUGUAAGCCUGGUGAAGGAAUAGUACAAGCUUGUAGUUGGAAUUCAGAUACACAAUGUCAAUCAUGUCCUGCUGGUUUUUGGUCUGCACAAACUAUUGAUAAUGUCAAAUGUAUACCUUGUCAAUCAUGUGGAAAAGAUCAAAUUGUAGUGAAACAAUGUUCAUCUACAUCCGAUACACUUUGUUGUCCAAUAAACAAUCCUAAUUGUACACACGACUUGUCAGUGUAUUUCGACUAUACAGCAUACAAUCAAGAAGAUUUAUCAUCAGAGAAUAGUAACAAAUCAAAUCAAAUGUUACCAAUUUAUUGUUCUAUUAUGGGUUUAAUAAUUAUUUCAUUGCUAUGUUAUGUUGUAUACAAAUUAUGGCGACAAAGAAAAGCGUCAAAAAAUGCCAAAUUAACUGAUUCAUACAAUACGCAUAAAAUUGAUCUAUUAGAUAGAACAUCUUGUCUGGACAAUAAUAAUCAUUUACAACAUCAAAGAAUUUCAUCCGGUUUCAUAAAUAAUAAUAAUAAUAAUGCAAAUUUACCAAAUCAUUCACCUCAGUCUAUAACAGAAAUGAAUAACAUUGUUAAUUCAACACCUGAUAAUAAUAAUUUUAAUAAUCACCUUCAAUAUAGUGAUAUCAUUGUUGGCCAUGAAAAAGCACCAUUACUUGAGAAAUCGGAUCAUUCAAAUAAUUCAUUGAAUAAUUUUGAACAACUCUCAAUAACUGCAAUUCCAAUGAAUAUAUUAGGAAUAAUUUGCUAUCGUUUAUCACAACAUGGAUGGCAAGAAUUAGCUAGUAUAAUGAAUUUAGAAACUAGUAAAUUUGAUCAAUUACCUUCAGAAGUAACAUCGGACUUAUUAUCGGCUGCUAUAGAAGCUCAAACUACCGUUGAAUCAAAUUUACAAUCAUGUAAUCCAGACAACACAACUACAAUACAAUCAACCAUGAAAAACAAUCAUACAAAUGAUUUAACAAUGACUGUUUCAAUGUUUCAAUAUAUAUAUUUACAGAAUACAAUGAAUUUAGGCCAAUUAAUGAAUUAUUUACAAAAAAUUAAUCGUCCAGAUCUUGUUGUUUUACUUCAACAACAAAUUGGAAUAAUAAAGUCGAAAAAACCUAUGAGUCAUUCAAAUGAAGAGUAUAAAAACAAAACGAAAUCAAUGAAAUCCAAAGAAAAUUUCCAAAUAGAAAACUAG